AGAUUAGAUUUCUGUGCGCCACCUGCAAGAUCUAAUCUUAUCUUAGAUCUAGAUGCAUGCUCAUAUGACCGAAACGAACCCGAGUGAUGGGAUAUGCACGACAAAUUUCGCCAUAUUCGUUCCCUUGCAGAUCUUCUACUUCCGCGGUACUAAGAUGGUAAAUAAGAGUAUGAAAUGUGCUGUGAAGCAUUUUCUACCCUCUCUACGCCCUCCAUGACUUGCAGUGAUACCAAUCAAUCAAUACAAGGUUACUCAUCAAAGAAAUAUUUCAUAAGACAUGGCUACCAUCAAGUCUGUAGCAAUCAUCGGCGCCGGACCUGCCGGCGCAAUUGCGCUUGAUGCUCUGGCGCAGGAGCAAGCAUUUGAUAAAAUUCGACUCUUUGAGAGAAGGGAGAGAGCUGGAGGAUGUUGGUUAGUACGUUAUUUCUGAACAGACAGGACAAUCACUCAUUUCCCCCUCCAGGCUCGGAGAUCCCAAGGAUCACGUUCAACAAUUACCAGACUUUGAGAAGAUUGCUUCACGCAAGGCAGAUGAGCCUCUCCCAAUUCCAUCCGAACUUCCCGCCAUUCUUCCGCAUAAUACUCAAUAUCGAUUUUCCGAUACCUCGAUAUAUCCUACAUUGGAAACGAAUAUUGAUGCAUUCGCCAUGUCAUUUUCUCAAGAACCAUUUCCGGAAACAAGAUCUGCGGUCAAUAUUAAAAGACAUGGUAAUGAUUCACCAUUUCGCCACUGGAAGGUUGUGGAGAAAUAUAUUCAAGAUUUGGUGGAUAGGAAAGGAUAUCCGGAUCUGAUAUCGUAUGACACCACUGUGGAGCUUGUGCAUAAAGACCCACAUACAUCGAAAUGGGUUUUGACUUUGCGCAAACCCCUUGAAAAUGGAAUUGAGGAUAGAUGGUGGACAGAGUCUUUCGAUGCAGUGGUAGUAGCAGCGGGACACUAUAACGUUCCGUUCAUACCUUCAACCCCGGGUCUUUCUACCUUUUCUCAAAGCUUUCCUGGUAGGGUUCUUCAUUCAAAAGCUUGGCGUGACCCAGAACCAUAUCAAGGAAAGCGUGUGGUAGUUGUUGGUGCCAGUAUUUCCGGACCUGACAUAUCUUAUGCUCUCGUUGAUUAUGUUGAGCGACCUCUUCAUGCUGUUGUUCGGGGCAGAUACCAUCCUUACUUUUUCGACUAUGCUUUCCAACAUCCCAAUAUCCUUCGACGUCCGCCUAUAUCUCACAUAACCUCAGAUCCUGGCACAGAUGAAAGAACAGUUCAUUUUGAAGAUGGAACUAAACUAGAAAAAGUAGACUAUAUUAUAUUCGGAACUGGAUAUUCCUGGACUCUUCCUUUCAUUCCUAACCUCGAUUCUGUGAUCCGUAAUAACCGUCUUCCGAACCUUUAUCAACAUAUUUUCUGGCGCGAAGAUCCUACCUUAACUUUCGUCGGUGCUGUGGGUGCAGGAUUCACAUUCAAGGUUUUUGAAUGGCAGGCUGUACUAGCAGCACGAUUUUUAGCUGGACGCAUCACCCUUCCUUCUACUGAAGAGCAAAAGAAAUGGGAAGACGAUAGAAUAGCACUGAAAGGAGACGGAGUACAAUUCACGGCUCUAUACCCGGAUUUCGAGGAGUAUUUUGAGACCAUAAGGGAGAUGGCCGGCGAACCAAAAGACGGUAAAGGUAGAAGUUUACCGAAAUUUCAGAAGUGGUGGAGAGAAGGAUUUGAUACGGGACACCUGAAACGAAUAGAUAUGUGGAAAAGGGGAAACGAAGAAGCUAAACGCAGAAUCGAGAGAGAGAAGCAGCCAAAUGUGGUGUCGCCAGUAUUACGGGUGAGCAAUUUGUAAAUUUUUGUAUUAUUUAUCUAAAUAUACAGAGGAUUAUGGUUUAG
Sclerotinia trifoliorum is the source of this 1870-nucleotide messenger RNA. Lineage: Eukaryota; Fungi; Ascomycota; Leotiomycetes; Helotiales; Sclerotiniaceae. The record is from the annotation of a GenBank genome assembly.